CCAUUAACAGGGGGGUGAAGGUGGGCGUGGAUAAGCAGAGGGUAGCUCUCGGGGCAUGAAAACCUCUCCCUGCCUCGCUAAGCACGACGAACCGUGGGCUGAAGCAGUCAGGAGCGAGGAAGAAACCGAGAAAGGAGAAGACGCUUGGCUGCGGCCACCCUCAGAGGGCAGCAUGUCAAACGAACAGCUCGGGGCCUCCCCUGGAGGGCAGCGGGAUGUAGGGCGCGGCCUCGAGAACCUGCCCAUCAGUUCCUGGCCAGACGGGGAAGAGCCAGAGUUUCAGUAUACUCCUGAACAUGUGAUGGGACCUGGAGCAGAAGACGAUCCUACUCAAAUAACCUUUCCAGGAUGCACUUGUCUCUCAACUUCUUGCCUCCCUACCAUUUGUUCAUGUCUUCUUCAUGGGGAAAAUUAUGAUAAUUCAUGCCUCAGAGACAUAGAAAGUGAAUUAGAAUUUGCCAGACCAGUGUUUGAAUGUAAUGUCAUGUGCCAGUGCAGCGAACAGUGCAAGAACAGAGUAGUUCAAAGAGGUCUGCAAUUCAGUCUCCAGGUGUUCAAGACUGAGAAGAAAGGCUGGGGGCUUCGCACCUUGGAAUUUAUACCCAAAGGAAAGUUUGUCUGUGAAUAUGCUGGUGAAAUUCUAGGCUCUUCGGAGGCACGCAGAAGAAUACAACGACAAACAGAGCAUGACUCAAAUUACAUUAUAGCCGUAAGGGAGCACGUAUGUAAUGGCCAGAUCAUGGAAACCUUUGUGGAUCCUACCAACAUAGGGAAUAUUGGCAGAUUUCUUAACCAUUCUUGUGAGCCAAAUUUAUUGAUGGUCCCUGUCCGCAUUGACUCCAUGGUGCCUAAGCUGGCGCUUUUUGCAGCCAAAGACAUUUGGCCAAAAGAAGAACUUUCUUAUGACUAUUCAGGAAGAUUUCAUAAUCUCACAAAGAAUAAUGGAAAACAAGAAGUGCCAGAUAAAGACAAAAUGGGGAAGCCUUGUUAUUGUGGUACCAGAUCAUGUGCUGCUUUCUUGCCUUAUGACAGUUCACUGUACUCAUCCCUAGAAAAACAAACCUCAGGUUGAAAGAUCAAUUAAAAAAUAUGACAUGAGGCUACCAUUGAGAGUAAACAUAUAUAGUCCUAAAAAUUGUUUCCACAGUUAGAACCAAGAGGCAUUAAAAUAAGCAUAUUCUAACUACCAAAUACAGGGUUGGUUAUGUUUUCAUUUCAAACUAUUUUCUGAUUGAGAAUGGGACAGUAUUUCCAAAUCAUAAAAUGAAAAUAAGAAUGUAACAUCAAAGAAGAGAGAACUCUGAUAGCACCCAUUGAAUUGUGUGACAAUUUUAAAAUCCUGAGAGGCAUAGUUUCUGGGUAUUUCUAUUAUUUUAUUAAUAAUGCCAUCACAUUAUUAAUAAAAUUAUGGUCAUUUGGCCUUCUGUCUCAGACCAAAGGCCCCUAAUGGUGAUGACCUCACAGGUUAUGUGCUCUUUGAAGAGUACUGGUUCCUGAGGGGGUGCCAAUCAACUCUGAUUGGUUAACACAAUGGAAGAUUGGCUGUAUUAAAAUAAGGGUCUUAGGGUAGUGACUUAGGUCACCCAAAUUUUGGUCAAAGAGACAUCAAUUUCCAUAAUCACCUGUUUUAACAAAAGGAAGAAUCAACAUUUUCCCAGACCUCUUUGAGAAAACACAAUGAACAGGAAUACACAUAUUAUCCCAAACUUAGAAUUUCUUUUACUGUCUGAUUAAAUCU
This is a messenger RNA of Dromiciops gliroides (monito del monte), 1738 nucleotides long. RefSeq names its product histone-lysine N-methyltransferase SETMAR. Bases 56 to 1072 code for a protein of 338 amino acids. The record is from RefSeq and is a predicted model, not a curated record. Gene Ontology annotation, cellular component: nucleus. Gene Ontology annotation, molecular function: histone H3K9 methyltransferase activity; protein binding; zinc ion binding. NCBI's taxonomy places the organism in Eukaryota, Metazoa, Chordata, Mammalia, Microbiotheria, Microbiotheriidae. The transcript is spliced from 2 exons.